This is a messenger RNA of Pneumocystis jirovecii RU7, 762 nucleotides long. RefSeq lists its product as uncharacterized. The transcript is spliced from 8 exons. Lineage: Eukaryota; Fungi; Ascomycota; Pneumocystomycetes; Pneumocystales; Pneumocystaceae. Bases 1 to 762 code for a protein of 253 amino acids. The record is from RefSeq and is a predicted model, not a curated record.
AUGAAUACAAUUUUGAAUUUGAUUCAAAGAAUAACAAAUUUUGAAAUAUCAAGAAACGAGAAAUCAUUUUUUGAAGAAAUGGCUAUAUGUGAAAAAAAAUUGGAAAACUUUCCUCAUACACAGGAUCUUUUUAAGACCAUGUGUUUUUUUUUGCAAAAAGUACUAGAAGUUGAGAAAAUAGAUGAAAUACAUGAGAAGCUAAAUAUAAUGAGAAGAUCGAUAUCUUCUUCGAAUUGUAUUAUAAAAAAAGUUCUUAAUGAAAUGGAUCAAUUACAUGAAUUACAAAAAAACAUAGAUAAUUCUUUUUCUCAAGCAGGCAAAGUGUUGUGGAAGAGUUUAAAGAAUCUGGAUAGUGCUGUUUCACAAUUAUUAAAAAAAAAAAGUAUAAAUGAAUAUGAAAAAUGGAAAUCUAGUAUUCAAAGCGAUUUUGAUGUAUAUAAAAAGAUGAAACUUGAUGAAUUAGAGAAAAAGAAAUUGGAUUAUGAUAUACAAUUGAGAAAAUUUGUCCAAGAAAGAAUACAGUUCAAAAAUAUGGAAUUAGGGUCUUUAUGUUUAAGAAAAAAAGAUAAAAUUUCUAAAGAUUUGGAAGAAGAGCUUGGAAAUAUAGAGCUUCCUAUAAUAUCAAGCGAUCUGGAAUCCUUUUUUGAAGAAAUUGAAGAAUUAGAUACAACAAAUUUGAUAAUAUCGGAAAAAGAUAGUCAGAAGAAAUAUAAUGCAAUAAUUGAUAUUAUAGAAGAUGAAGAUUUUAAUCUGCCAGAGUGA